ACGAAAAUCAAAUCAAAAGAUCGACAACGUUCGACGAGUGCAGAUCACCAGAGCUAAAUCAGCAGCAACACUAUACUCUGUAGUUAACUCGCAACGUCCGCAGAUUUUCACGUAACCACUCAAAGAUUUUCACGUGCGGUUCCCCAAUAACUAAACAAAUCGGCAGUUUGUUAAUAAACAAUAUAUGUUUUUAACCGUUCUUAAGUGUCAGUGACUCUUGGACACACGAACAAAAAAAAAAACCAAACACACACAAACGUGACUGUAUAAUCAGCCAAGAAACCCAACAACUGGUGGUGAUAAUAAAAGAACUUACAACAACAGCGUCGAGAACCAGUAUAAAGUUCAAUAUCGCGUUGAUUCAAAUUAAACAAAGGAGAAUCGACAGUAGCAGCAGCAACAAAAAACCAACUCGGUUUUGUCAUUUAAGUAUUUUUGGUCAAUACACGGCAUACGAAAUGGCAGCCUACUUGGAUCCCACUGGCCAGUACUAAAGAAGCUGUUGGAAACGAAGAAAAAGUCGCCAAAAAUCUUCAAAUCAUUUUUAAUAAAUCAAAAAUCUAAACCAUGGCCGCCUAUCUGGAUCCCACUGGUCAGUACUGAAGAAGGAGCAGCAGACAGAAGUAUAUAUUUUGAGUAACCUGCAAUAAGUAAUACAAAAAUACAAUCUUAAAAUGUCGCUCGACUUGGACCCCACUGGCACCUACUAGGCCAUUAACUCAAAAACCAAAUUUAGCCAAGCAAGUAGGGCUAAAUAUUGCAAAAGAAAAGCACAAACUCCACUGCAGAAACCUCUCAAAAUUCAAGCCUACAAAAUGCUGGAUCCCACAGGAACCUAUCGGCGACCCCGCGACUCGCAAGAAACCCGCCAAAAGAGGCGACAGGACUGCCUGGAUCCAACCGGGCAGUACUAGGAGACCAUCCCUGACUACAACAGCCCCAAAACGCCUUUGCCUUAUCCAAAAAUUCUGGGCAUGAUUGGGGGAGCGCGCUGGUUGCGCGUUCGUGGCCGCGAGGAGACUUCCAGCUGUCGGCGAAGGAGAAAGCU
Drosophila gunungcola (fruit fly) is the source of this 1048-nucleotide messenger RNA. RefSeq names its product peptide tarsal-less AA. NCBI's taxonomy places the organism in Eukaryota, Metazoa, Arthropoda, Insecta, Diptera, Drosophilidae. The record is from RefSeq and is a predicted model, not a curated record. Bases 816 to 914 code for a protein of 32 amino acids. The transcript has a single exon.